UAGUUCCUCACAUGCACAUUUUUGCCUAUUUUGUACACUAAAAAAAAAAAGGGAUAUACUACAAAUUUAGCUGGUUAUUACGGGGAAAAAAGAAGAAAAGAAAUGACAACAAAGUAAACAAAUCCUAAGGAGAAAAUGGUAAAAUUAGAUAGAUCACAUUGAACCAGACCGGUUUAGUAGGCUCCAUUAAUUUUUAUAAAUACCUCGCAUUCUGCGAUCUCCUUUUUACAUUUUUUCAUACUCUGUUUUUAUUUAUACAUAACAAACAGAAAAGACAGAGUUCCCUCGAUCUCCCCCUUUCCCCCCAAUCUUUCUCUCUCAAUAAUCCUUCUUCUCAACUCCACAGAGAGAGAAAGAGAAUAAUCAAUUUAUUUGGGAAAAUGGGUGGGAAAAGAUUUGCAGUUCUAUUGUGCGCUGAAGACUCAGAGUACGUGAAGAAGAUGUACGGGGGAUAUUUCGGAGUGUUUGUGAGAAUGCUUGGAGAAGAAGGGGAAACGUGGGAUAUGUAUCGGGUCGCAAAUGGUGAAUUCCCGGACGACGAUGAGAUCGCCGAUUUCGAUGGCUUCGUCAUCACCGGAAGUUGCAAUGAUGCUCACGGAAACGAUGUUUGGAUCUGCAAGCUCAUGAAUUUGCUCCGGAAAUUGGAUUCCUUGAAGAAGAAAGUUCUCGGCAUCUGUUUCGGUCACCAGGUUCUGGGGCGUGCAUUGGGGGGCAGAGUUGGCCGAGCUGCAGCUGGUUGGGACAUUGGGCUCACUACUGUUCAUCUGUCAUCAUCAAAGCUCUUCACUAAUUUGAAAAUCCCUACUUCCCUUUCCAUCAUUGAGUGCCACCGCGAUGAGGUAUGGGAACUUCCACCUAAGGCAGAAGUAUUGGCAUGGUCUAGUAGGACAGGGGUAGAGAUGUUCAGGUAUGGUGAUCACAUCAUGGGAAUUCAAGGUCACCCUGAGUACACUAAGGACAUUCUUCUGCAUUUGAUCGACCGCCUUCUUUUGCGCAAUUGCAUUGAGGAGACGUUUGCUAAUGAAGCAAGGGCGGAUAUUGAGGCUUCAGAGCCUGACAGAGAGGCUUGGAAGAAACUAUGCGUCAACUUUCUCAAGGGAAGACUAUGAUGAUGAAAGGUUAUUUGGUGGUAAUAAUGAUAGGGCAAAUUUGGGGAAGUUGUAAAUAGGAUUCCACAUUUGUUGGGAUUUUUCGGUUAGAGAGAAUUUUAAUAUGGCAUCAGGAAGGGAAAAAAAAAAUGGUUGAAAUGCCAUUAGGCACUUUUUUUUUUUUUUUUUUAACCGUUUAGUAACAAUGUAGAAGACAAUAACUAGACAUCAUUAGAUGUCAUUAUUUAUGAGAACAGCCUAGUUCAUUCUUA
Molecule: messenger RNA, 1360 nt
Organism: Oldenlandia corymbosa var. corymbosa
Lineage: Eukaryota; Viridiplantae; Streptophyta; Magnoliopsida; Gentianales; Rubiaceae
Source: the annotation of a GenBank genome assembly